Molecule: messenger RNA, 1467 nt
Organism: Leptopilina boulardi
Lineage: Eukaryota; Metazoa; Arthropoda; Insecta; Hymenoptera; Figitidae
Gene: yip2
Product: 3-ketoacyl-CoA thiolase, mitochondrial
Exons: 9
Coding region: 12-1208 (398 amino acids)
Biological process (GO): fatty acid beta-oxidation
Molecular function (GO): acetyl-CoA C-acetyltransferase activity
Source: RefSeq, a predicted model, not a curated record
AUAUUGGAAAAAUGUCCGUUUCAGUGAAAGGUGUUUAUAUCGUUGGCGCAAAGCGCACGCCAUUUGGAAAAAUGGGCGGAAUGUUUUUAAAUAAAAGUGCAACUGAUUUAGCGGUUGUUGCUUCAAAAGCAGCAAUUGAAGCCGCAGGAAUUCAACCUGAAAAAGUUGAUAGUGUCGUUUUUGGCCACGUAUUAAUGAAUUCUUCAUCAGAUGGUGCAUUUUUACCUCGUCACACACUUUUGAAAUGUGGAAUUCCACAAGAUAGAAAUGCUCUUGGAGUUAAUCGUCUUUGUGGUUCUGGAUUUCAAUCAAUCGUCAGUGGCCUGCAGAGUAUACUAGUUGGAGAAUCGAAAAUAGUUGUAGCUGGUGGAACUGAUAAUAUGAGUCAAGCUCCAUUUGUUGUGAGAAAUGUGAGAUUUGGAACAGCUUUAGGACAAAAAUAUGAUUUUGAAGAUUCUCUUUGGCUCGGUUUAAUGGAUUCUUAUUGUAAUUUACCAAUGGGUGUUACUGCUGAAAAACUUGGUGCUAAAUUCGGUGUCACAAGAGAUGAAGUUGAUCAAUUUGCUUUUCGAAGUCAGCAAUUGUGGAAGGACGCUAAUGAUAAUGGUCGAUUUAAGGAUGAAAUUGCUCCUGUAACUGUUAAAGUAAAAAGACAAGAAGUAGCCGUUGCUGUAGAUGAACAUCCUCGUCCGCAAACAAAAAUUGAAGAUCUAAAAAAACUCUCUUCAAUUUUCCAAAAAGAUGGCCUAGUCACUGCCGGUUCAGCAUCUGGUGUUUGCGAUGGUGCGGGAGCAUUAGUUCUCGCCAGUGAAGAGGCUGUGAAAUCAGAAAAACUUAAACCAUUGGCAAGAAUUGUGGGCUAUUCGGUGGUUGGUGUCGAUCCAACUAUUAUGGGAAUUGGACCAUCGCCGGCUAUUCAAAAUUUACUUAAAAUAACUGGAAAAUCUUUAGAUGAUAUGGAAAUAAUUGAAAUUAAUGAAGCUUUUGGAGCACAAACUUUGGCUUGCGCUAAAGAUUUAAAAAUUGAUAUGAAUAAAUUGAAUGUAAACGGCGGUGCAAUUGCCUUGGGACAUCCUCUCGCUGCUUCCGGUUCGAGAAUCACUACACAUAUUGUACAUGAACUUAGGAGAAGAAAAGCCAAAUUUGGAAUUGGUUCAGCUUGCAUUGGAGGUGGUCAAGGAAUUGCAAUUAUGGUUGAAGCUCUUUAAAAAAUAUAAAUAAUCUAUUUUUCAAAUUUAGAAAAGAAAUUUGUUUUCGGAAAAUUUUAAAACUUUUUGAAAAACUUUUUUUUUGCAAAUUUUUUUAAAAAGAAAAUGUCAAUUUUACACUAUAUAUUUUUUCUACUUAAUAAGAAAAUUUUAUAUAAAUACCAUAAUUUUCUAUGAAAAUUUUUAAAUUUUAACAAAUUAUUUUUUUAUAAAUAUAUAUCUAUAUUUCAAAAUAAAACAUGUAAAUAAUGAUUAUAAA